CGUAAACCGACGUCAGAAGAGCAUAGCUUAUCAUACCGCCACUAACCGAAGAUACCCAUUUAAAAUAACGAUUUCAUAUCAGUCAGUCAUUUUAUGGACAUUUGUGGUGAAACUACGUUAAAUAUGUCAUCGAUUACCAUUUUACGACAUUUUGUGAAGCAGAGACUAACUUCUGCGGCGGAGGAGAUAUUUGCAGCUUUUGAAAAGAUCAUUGUGGAGUACCAGGAGGAGAUCAGUCGUCAGCGCCAGCUGUUGGAUGCUGUUAACCGGCAGCGGGUAGAUGCACCUGAUAGCAUCAGCUGUCACAACCAUGGUAGUCAGAACACUGUUCUGGUCAAAAUGGAACUGUCAGAGGAAGAGGACAAGCGUCAGAUGAUGUUUGAGGGAUGUUACCACAAUGAAGUUGGAGUGCACGAUGAAGCCCAGAGUCGGGCAGAAGAUGCUGACGCUGCAUCUACAAGAUAUUUAUCAACAGAAUGCUCCAGUGACCAGCUGCUCCUGUACAGCGCAAAUGUUGAGAAGCCUCGAUCUCCCUCACAACAGAACGACGCACAAGAACAGGACACCAAUCUGGUUUGUGAGGAUCAGAACAACAUUCCAGUCAAAGAGGAGGUGAACGAGCGGGAAGGACUGAAGAAGGAAAUUGACGCUAGGUCUUUUUUUGAGGAACGUUACAACAGUGAAGAUGCUGCUUCUUACUUGUGUUCAAUUGAAGAGAAUGAAGAUGCUGCCACUUCUAACCUGAGUUGUUUAUCACCAAAACCCAUGGGUGGGAGCCAGACAAACCUGCACAGCACUGCUGCAUGUGCAGACUCUGGCUCAAACAUUGAUCCUACCAACAGACCUUCCUCCCGACCCAAACGCAAAUACAAGACUUGUAAAACAAAAGUGCAUCUAAAGUGCCCAUUUUGUGAGCUGGUCUGCAAAUAUAACUCACAGCUCAUAAGACACAUGAGGAUCCACACAGAUGAGAGGCCGUUCCCAUGUGCGAUAUGUGGAAAAUAUUUUAAGAUUCGCAGACACGUGGAGGAGCAUAUGCUGAUUCACACCGGCGAGAAACCGUACCUGUGCAAAGUCUGUGGGAAGAGCUUCACACAUAGGUUCAGCUGGACCAGACACAUGAAAAGCCACUCGGGUAACAAGUCAUUGUGGUGCAUCGACUGUGGGAAGUGGUUCCAUGGGCACAUGGGUUUUAACAAGCACAUGAGGAUCCACCGCCAGGAGCAGAACACUAGCGGGACACAAGUAGACUCUGAGCUGUUGGACAUGCACAGUUCCAAAACAAUGUCUGGAGUGCUGGAUUUAAGGCAGUUUAUAAAUCAGCGGCUCACCGCUGUCGCUGAAGAAAUAUUCGGUGUAUUGGAAAAAGCGUUCGUCGAGUACGAAGAAGAGAUCGAUCGACAGCGCAGGCUUCUGGGAGUCAUUCGCAGCCCUCGUGUAAAGCUGGAGCGCAUCGACUUCAAAGCACUGCCCCACAAGGAUGAGGAACGUGCCAGUGACCGAAAUCAGCGGAAGAGCAACUCUAAUUUCGAGGGCGAUGAUUGCCAGGUGGAUCCGCAGAUCAAUAAAAUCAUACUGACGGAAGAACAUCUAGCAGUGAAGCAGGAAAUGGACUUCUACAGUAAUGUUGAGCCAAUUCUGCCAUCAAGAUCAGACCAAGCCCCGGUGGUGGAGAAUCAUCAUCAGCAGUUAGAAAAGAGUGCUUCAGAAGAAGGUAAUGAUGAUGAAGAUGAAGAGCUGCUCCCUCUUGGAUCUCCUACUGGAGAUGCAGAGGAGAACCUGUUUUCUUGCAAAAUUUGUGACCGGUCUUUUAAAACUGACCUGGCUUUAAAAUUACACGCAAGUGCACACAUGGGUCAGAAGUCGCACCUUUGCAACACGUGUGGGAGAAGAUUCAAAGACUUGACUGCGCUAUCGAGACACAUGAGGCGCCACACAAGCAAGGAAAUCCAUCCCUGUAGCCAGUGUGACAAAACAUUUAGCGUGCGUUCCACCCUGAAGAGACACAUGAUGGCCCACUUGAAGGAGAGGCCGUACACUUGUAACGAGUGUGGGAGUUGGUUCCGAAGCAAGUACUCGCUAAAGACCCACAUGAUGUCUCACACCGGAGAGAAGCCCUUCCACUGCCAAACCUGUGGGAAGGACUUUUUGAGCGCUUACGGACUUCUCAUCCACACCCGGAUCCAUACAGGUGAGAAGCCGUACCCAUGUGACGUCUGUGGGCUGGGUUUCCGUGACAUCACAUCUUUGAAUCGCCAUGUCAGUACCCACACCAACGCCAGGCCAGUUUCUUGCGAGAUUUGCGGUGGGACCUUCAGAGAUAACAGCACCUUGAAAAUCCACCUUCGGACGCACACUGGUGAGAAGCCUCACAAGUGUGACGUGUGUGGGAAACAAUUUGGUCUGAUCAAAGUACUGACGAGACACAUGAGGACCCAUACACGGGAGCGACCAUACCCUUGCGGCAUCUGCGGCAAAGCAUUUGCAGAGCUGUCGACGAUCAAGCGGCACAUGCUGAUCCACACAGAUGAGAAGCCCUAUUCCUGUGAGGACUGUGGGAAGCUCUUCAGACACAGAGGGAAUUUAAAAAGCCACAUGAAGUCACACAAGUGUGGGGGCGCACCAGUGGAGCACGUUCGACAGUCUCCCUUUUCUUAUGGAGGUUCACUGGAGGAGAAACCGGAUACACCAGAAGAGGUUUUUGAUAUAGUAGUUGUCACCUGACUUGGACAAGCUUAGUAAAAUUCAAUAUGAAACAUUCAAAAUGAAGCCUCUUACCUUAUACUCACAUGUGCCACUGUCUCCAGGGGUUCAGGAGGAUAGCUUGGACUAGUAAGUAUACAUAAACGCACAUGUAUUCAGAAAAGAAUAGUCAUAUUUGUGGAAAUACUUAAAACUACAGCUGAUGUUGUUGAACAACUACAUAGAUGUUGAACUGACUGACUACUGACUACUGUGCUGGAUUCAUUGAAAUCAACGCCACAUCUUGGACUCAUGAAAACAGUUUGUAUUCAACUAUGUUGUCUUUUUGUCGCUCACUAA
Molecule: messenger RNA, 3042 nt
Organism: Synchiropus splendidus (mandarinfish)
Lineage: Eukaryota; Metazoa; Chordata; Actinopteri; Syngnathiformes; Callionymidae
Product: zinc finger protein 665-like
Exons: 5
Coding region: 94-2724 (876 amino acids)
Source: RefSeq, a predicted model, not a curated record